AAAACAAAACAAAAGGUGGAGGUCUGACGGGGAAGCGUAUCGACCUUGACUUUUCGUGAAAAUGACGUUGCGAGCGCGUCAUCUUCCGGCGGAACCGGCUUUUGAGCGUGUGAAAACAAAACACGAGAUGCCGUCUGACCAGUUUUUUUCUAGCCACUUUAACGGCGGACGCCCGUUGCCCCGAAGGCCCGGCGACAUGGCGGCACGGUUUCAUUGAAGACUGCAGCAAGAGCUUUAUCCAUCGCUGAGCCUUUGCUUUAAGCCUCCCGUCUCCUAGUUUUUGGUGUCUCUAGUGAUUCGUCCGGCGUCAGGUCGACGUCCAAUACGCAUCCUGUCACGAGCUAAAGACGAGACUUUUGGUGAACAAGAUAGAUGAGAGGUGCAUAUACGGUUGGAGGAAACGAAAGGUGUGGAGCUCCGCGGUCCUAGGUAUCGUCUCAUCCUAUGGUCAAGACGGCACAGCCAUGAUCCGGGAAACUCCUGAAGGCUACGUGUGCACGAAGCUGCACUACGUACCCAUCGUCGGCUUCCUGUGUUCCCUCCUCGCCAUGUUUGUGCCAUACUGCAUCGCUGUGUACGUCGGGGACGUCCCCGCCUUCUUGCCAUUCAUCAGCGAUGUUGGCGGUGAUCCACCUCAGAGCAUUAUCUUUGGCAUUUUCUUCGGCAUAAUGAGCUACAUAGGAAUAUUCGGGAUGUGCUUGAAGUACCAUAUCGUAAGGAAGCAAAACGUGUCCAAAGAUCCUCGAGUGGACAGAAUUAAUAAGUGGACCUUGACCGGAGGAAUGUGCACGCUCCUCGGAAUGCUUCUAGUCAUCCUUUGCCCCACGGGUCACAUGCGCAGAGACGGGGGCUGGUACUGGCCCAUCUUCGUUCCACACAGUGUGGGAGCAGGCCUGGUUUUUGUCGUGGGAUAUGUCAUCGCCGUUCUGCAUCUCUACCUCCAGCAACUCAUGGAUCCCCACUGGAAGACGUCACCUUUGUACUACUUCAGGCUCUUUCUGACCAUUACGGGCAUCACCGCUAUGGUCAUCACCGUCACCCAGUGGCCACUGAACGACAUCAGCAACAUGGCUCCCGUGGCUGACCACGGAAAGCAGUACCCGCAACAGAUGCUGAAAUGCAUUGUGGCCGAGUGGGUCAUGGUGCUCGUGUUUCAAGUCUACGUUCUCACCUACCUGUCCGACUUUCGGGAUGCGACAUUGUUCUUCAGAGUCGACCUUGAGAGUACAGGCGACAAGAAGGAAAGUUGACGACGAUGACACGACAGCCCUUUGGCCGACUCUGGAGGCGGGUGCAGGAAAACUUGGAUGAACUCGCUGGCAUCAUUUCCUUCCUGGUGUUAUCCAAAUAUUGACGGCUCGUGACGGGCCACUAUGCACAAUUAAAGCACCUACCGCGUUUCA
Messenger RNA from Ixodes scapularis (black-legged tick), 1403 nucleotides. Its product is annotated as DNA damage-regulated autophagy modulator protein 1. The coding region runs from base 465 to 1250 and encodes 261 amino acids. NCBI's taxonomy places the organism in Eukaryota, Metazoa, Arthropoda, Arachnida, Ixodida, Ixodidae. The record is from RefSeq and is a predicted model, not a curated record. The transcript is spliced from 8 exons.